Messenger RNA from Zootermopsis nevadensis, 7307 nucleotides. NCBI's taxonomy places the organism in Eukaryota, Metazoa, Arthropoda, Insecta, Blattodea, Termopsidae. The record is from RefSeq and is a predicted model, not a curated record.
ACGUGUGAAACGAUUUAGGUUACAAUGUAGGCACUGAAGAAAAUCCCUCGUAGGUGGUAAUUACCUAUGCGUGAACUUACAGUAAGCAAGUUGACGAGGACGAAGUUCCUGUAGAUUAAAUGGCAUGUACUUAAAAUGGCUGUAGAUGACCUGACACACACCCAACUUUGAAUAUGAUCGUGACAUCCUGGAAGGAUGUUGGUAUUAAUCCAUGCCUAGAGGGGUUUGACACCAAGACAGUCAGGCACAUUUUGUAACACUGCAUGGCCAACAUAGGCAGCUGAUGAACAGUCUUUGAUCUAUUUUCAGUUCAGAGUGGGCCAUGGCUGAUCAGAAUGCAAGGACAUUUAUUUUCUGGCAUAAGAAAAAGGAAUAAAAUAGUAUUAAUAAAAACAACGAUGGACGUAUAAUUUUGUGUGGUGUAAUUUGUUUAUUGCAUCAGUUGAAUUCAGCGUAUGAAGGUUUCUCGUGUCAUCAGUACGCAGAAAACGGAUAAUGUGUGAUUGAAAUUGUGAUACUGGGUGUCCUCUGAAGGCCUUUAAUUCAGGAAGGACAAGUUACUGAAUUUGUUAGUCAUUUAAUAUUAAGUGUUGACUCAUGCAUGCAGCUGGGCACAUUAAUUCCAGCUAGUAGGUUACGUCUUAUUAUUGUGAAUAGCAGAAGUGCCAAUUUGCAAAUUGGGCACAUAAUGCGUAUGUUAAAACGACUACUGAGGUUCAUUCUUUUGCUGUCUGCCUCAUGAAGAAUCACAGUCAGGCAUAAUUUAACAAUGACCUCUGUGUGGAAACGCCUUCAGAGGGUUAAUAAGCAUGCUGCCAAAUUCCAGUUUACAGUUUCUUAUCAUCAGGUGACAUUAGAGACUACAUCAAAAUGGAAGCCUAAUAAAUUGAGUGUUGUGUGGACUAGACGUAGUCGAAGGGCCACAUCAGAGCCAUUACCAUGGGAACCAACCAUGAAAGAUCCCUUGAGAGGAGUUGUGGUGUGGGCAGUGCCAGAGAACAAAGAGGUGUCAGUCACUUUAUUCAAAGAUCCUAGGACGCAGACAAUGGAAGACAAAGAGUGGACAUUUGUUAUUGAAGAUGUGUCACUUAAUGGUAAAAGAAGACAAGUAGCUGCAACAAACAUAAACAUGCAGAAAUAUGCUAGUGUCGAGUCAACGCAACAUCAGCUGACUCUUACCUUUAAGCCUACUACUAAGAAGAUAGUUGGGGCUACAAUGGAUUGUACUUUGUCCUGUGUCCUGUUAAGAGAAGGCAAGGCAACAGAUGAAGAUAUGCAAAGUUUGGCAAGUCUUAUGAGUGUCAAUAAUAAUGAUAUUGCUCCUCUUGAUGAUUUUGAUGAUGAUGAUGAUGAUGGGGAAGAUGGUAGUCAGAAGCUCCAAGAAGUGUUAGAUUUAACAACACAAAUUGACUUAUUAACAAACAGCCUGAGUGGCUCUGAAAUUGCAAGUACCCCUAUCAGUGUUGCUAGUCUGUCUUCAUACCAGAGGGACGAAGCUACACCAGUCGCGACUGAAGGCAGAAGUUUCUCAGAUGCAGAUACUGUAGGAAGUUGUGGUGAAGCAGUUAGCACCUCAGCAACUCGGGAGCCGUCACCAGCAGAGAAGCAAGGCGUCGUAAAUGAGUGUAGGGAUGGCACGCAACCUGAGGACAAGUCACACAGUUUAGCACCAACAUCAGUUGCUUCUGAAGAAGAGGAUUAUCGUAAUGUGCGUCUCACAUUACAACCUCUUAAUUUGCAACAGGGAGAUGAGAGAUCACCACGUGUGAAGGAAACUACUCCUGGGCAGGAUUUGCUGGAGUGGUGCAAGGAAAUCACUCGCGAGUAUCAAGGAGUCAAGGUGACGAACCUUACCACCUCCUGGAGGAAUGGCAUGGCUUUCUGCGCAGUGAUACAUCACUUCCGGCCAGAUCUUGUGGAAUUUGAUUCUCUAUCUCCACAUGAAGUGAAAGGAAACUGCAAGAAGGCGUUUGAUGCUGGAGAAGCUCUAGGUAUACCUAGGGUAAUAGAGCCUGCUGAUAUGGACGUCUUGACGGUACCAGACAAGUUGGCUGUUAUGACAUAUUUGUAUCAACUGAGGGCUCAUUUCACAGGUCAUGAACUGGAAGUUCAACAGAUCGGCAAGACAACGGACGAAUCUUCGUAUAUGAUUGGCCGCUUCAAUACUGAUACGGACACGGACGUUACCGUGCAGUUAUUCGGCCAAGAAAUCAUGAAUUUACGUAAGAGAGAAGCAGUGGAAAGGAGACAGAACAAGGGAUCAGUAAGCAAUAGAAGGUCUGGUUCUGCUGACUCGGGUGGGACGACAGAGAGCGACAGUAGCAAGAACAGCGUCAUUACUCCAAAAGUGGCUCGGCAGAACUCGGGUCUGAGAUUGAGACUGCCCCUUCCUCUUGUCAGCAAUUCUGACUCUGGGGACAGCAGUGAACGUUCACCUACGUCAGUCAAAGAAGUCAAAGACAAAAUAUUAGCAAGCUCUAAAAGCAUUCUGGGCAAGGUGCUCUCACCUACCAAAGAGAAGUUUGCCAGAGACAAGAGUAAAUCUCCUGUCACAACAACCCAGCGUCCAGUUCUUAUGACAAGACGCCAGUUGACUGAUCCAUUUGGUUCUGAUGAUGAAGAUGAAAGUUCUGUGAUUGCAAGUGAAGACAGGAAAAGUGGUAACUGUCCUUUAACAAGAUCUCAGUCAUCACAGGAAUCAAUUCAUUCUUCAGACACGAAGAUGAGCAGAGAGGGGUCAGAAGGAUGCGAAAUGAACGGUGUUCAACAGGGCCUUUCACCUGCACGACAACAACAUCAUAUUUUAACUCGCCAUGAUGAACUGAGAGAGCGAGCUCGUCAGUUGCUGGAACAGGCAAGGAGAGAAGCCGCUGCCCGUGGCAAUAACCUUCAGCUGACGGCGCAGUCACCGGUCAAGGGUGAAGAGGAAAGACAGCAGCAGUUGCGGGAGCGCGCGCGGAAACUCAUAGCUGAAGCAAGGAUGGGUGUUGUUGGGACGCAAGGAAGGGGGUCUAACGUGGAAAUCCCGAGCUCUGAUGACCAGAACAAUUCUCUGUUACCGCCUUCUCCUGAGAGAAUGCAGAUCACUCUUUUUCCUACUGACAGAUCUGUUGGGAAUAAGUUGCUCACUGUUUUUCAGACUGAAGAGAAUUGUAAUGUCCUGGCAUGGAGUCCGUCCAGAACCACAGCACCUGCGCUGCCGUCUCAUACCGACAGUGUGGCCUCUGCUGUCAUGCAUCCAAGUCAGUCAGCAGUCGAGGAGAGCCCCGCUAAAAAGAAUACGUCGCCUCUUCACUCCUUUACGUCGCUCAUGGAUCGAAUCUCACCGGACAGAACCGCUGGUGACGUAUACCAGAGGGGGCAUGGCAAAGACAUGGUAAAUUACAUCCAGAAUGAGCUUGAAGCACUGGAGAGGGAACAGAAGCAGAUUGACAAGCAAGCAGCCUUACUGGAAAAGGAUCUGCGAAGAGUGAUGGAAUCAGGUAAUGAUCGAGAAAGAGAAGAACAGCUGAUGGCCAAGUGGUUUACGCUAGUGAACAAGAAGAAUGCUCUCUUAAGAAGGCAGAUGCAGUUGAAUAUUUUAGAGAAGGAAGAUGAUUUAGAGAGACGAUUUGAACUUCUUAAUAGGGAAUUGAGAAGCAUCUUGGCCAUGGAAGAUUGGCAGAAAACAGAGGAACAGAAAGUUCGUGAAAAUCUGUUACUUGAUGAACUGGUAACAAUUGUCAAUAAGAGAGAUGAAUUGGUUCAUCACUUGGACUCGCAGGAGAGAGCUAUUGAAGAUGAUGAUGAAAUAGAGCGAGAUUUGAACAGAGUUUCGAUGCCUCAACAAAAUCGAAAUUGUGUUGUGCAGUAAAGAAAAAUAAGAAUUUAAAAAGUGAAUAAAUGUUUUGCAAGCUAAACAUUGGUUAUGUGCCACAAUCAUGAUCGCUGUAGACUGCCAAAGAAGAAUUAAUUUUUCUCUCAUUUAAACUACUGUCAUCUAUUUUUUAAAAUAGUAGGAUGCAUGUGUGUGGGUGCUGCACGGUUGUCUAGAAAGUGAAAGUUGUGGCAUUGUCGUGGACAAAUUUGAGAGGUAAGAAGAUACAAAAGAACAGGGUUUGGUGGUUUCGCCUCUGCUUCUGUCCCGUGUUGUGUCUGAUGUUACGUUGUAUCCCAGUGGACUGGGCAUCCUGUUUCCUACUGGCAGUCUGGCCCAACGCUGAGAGAAGUGGAUAUUUUUGCAGUGCCCCUCUGUUUUAUGCAUGUAUAUUUGUAAUUAGCUGGCGAUAUUUGAAAUUAUGUUGAGUUCAAGUAGAUGACAUCUUUGGUGUAUAUUUUUUCUUCGAGAUUUUUUUUUGUCAGUAAAAUAUAAAUGUUUUUGAAGCACAGUGAAACCUGCUGCUAAUUGAAUCCCCAAGGGGUCUGAAUAGUUUCUCACUUCAGGUGCGUUUCUAUGUAGCACAGGAGCUAAUUGUGUUUUCCAGAUUAUAAGAUGCGACCAGGUUAUAGAGGGACAUUUUAGAAAAUUUUUUGCUAUAAGGUACAUGCAGAUUUUAGACAUUUUCAAGCAAAAAAUAAAUAAAGCGUGUCUUAUAAGAAUGUAGUACUUUAGAUAAAAGACUUACAUGGUGUGUACCAUGUGUAUUUAUGAACAAAAUCACAUCAGUCUGUCUGUUUUGUUUCGUUCUCCAGUCACUAGUUCAGUAAAAUGCCGCGAGGCAUUCCGUUUCUGAACGGAGUCCUCAGACAGUUCUAGAAAAAACAAUUAGAGCAAAAUUAUUGAGCAAGCAACAACAGAUUUUCAAGCUUGUUCUUGUUUUUUGUGUGUGUGUUAAACUUUUUCUUCUUUGUCCUUGCAUUGAACGUUUAUUACAGAUAGGGUUACAUUUGUUUUCCGCUCUAUAUUCGUGGGACCAGAGAAAUUUCCUGAUAAAGGAAGGUUUUAUAUAAUGCAGGUUCCAUUGUAGGCAGGUUUUACUGUACAAAGUGCUCUUGCUUGUUAAAUUGAAUUUAGAAAACAGACUAUUGAACCCUGUUAUAAGAAUUACAUCUGACUUCUUUCAUAUUUGUCGUGUGCCAGGAAUUUUGAGAACGUCUGUUCGUUGUGUGGACACGAGAGAGUCAUCUUUUGAUUUUCUGUGCUUUAAAUGUGUACUGCACAAUCUUUCAUACUGUCGCAUGUUAUUAAAGUGUUGAAUGACAAUGUGUGGUUUUUCAUACUGAUUCUUGUACAUGUAAGUUGAAGCUUUACAAUUUUAUUACACGCCUUAUGUUUGUGGAAAAUAAUUACAUUUUUGUAUGAAUAUAUUCUGCCCAUUGCAUACAAAUUACUUAUCAAUACUGUAAUACACUGCUCUUUGUUGGUACGUGAUUGAUGUCUGAGAACGUAAAGGUAUGCAGUUUAAUUUCAGUUUCAAUACUUGCGGUGCGUAGGUAUGAGUAACUGACAACAGCAUGAUGUGGCAACACUGUGGUACCAAAUAAUGUGUUCGAUGCUGCUAGUGUGUCCAUUGACACAUGCAUUAGUCACAUUUCAUUUGGCACUUUACUGUUGCCACAUCAUGCUAAUUUACACUUGGGUACCAAUGAAACUGUUACUCGCCCACGUGUCGUUAAAGUUCACGGGCACAGACAACGCAACCGCGGCUCACCAUAGACUGACAACCGCCAUCAGACCAGUGGACUGAUAGCUAAGUGCCCAAUAUAAUACACCAACUCCUGUGCAACCAACAUCCAACGAAGUGUUACUAAAUAUGAAGAACUUACCUUUAUGCUCUGUUAAAAAAACUUUUAAUCUUUUGAUUUAUAUUAUAUGAUUUAACUUGUUUUUUUUGCCACUGAUGAUGACCUCUUGAGGUCGAAACGCGCUUGGCAUUCAUAGUGUAAAUUCCUGUUUGUAUGCGUAUUUUAUAUUUGGAGCUUUACAUUUCUGUGUCUCUCAGUUCAUUGUACGGACUAACUCAAGAGCUUGUUACUCGGUAAAAGUGGAGCAUGUUGGCGAUCUCAUUUUGUGUGUGAACCUUCUUUACCUUUGCACGAAACAUUGUGCUGUAAAAAAAGACAACAGCAAAGAGCAGUGUGAACUUUUGUAACUUAUCUGUAAACUAUAAAGUGUGCCAUCUUAGUCAUAGAAUAUACUGUGUACAUAGCCACUUGAUAUUCUGAACAGUUGACAUUAAGUUUUCACGUGACUUCACCUGUGCGAAUGAUUGGAAUUUAAGGCCUUUUGAAUAUCAGCAGAAGCUGUUAAGAUCAAUGGAAGAAGAGAAUUAAUUAACAGCCACAGUACUUUAGCAGAUAAGAAGAAAAAGAAUAACAGUAUGUAGUAAAUAUUUAUUCCAAGUUUACCUUUUUAUGAUGUAUUGAGGGUCAUUACCAUCUCUGUAUGAAUCAUCAGUAUAAAAUAUUUACAUUUUCUUACUUAAGACAGAUUUAUACAUGUAUCACUGUCAGAUCACAUUAUGAUAAUUUUUCAAGACAGACAGAAUAUAAAGAAAAAUUUUUGCCUGGGAAACUUCUAAGCCUCUUUUCCAUCCUUGUGGGCCAAUGUUCUGUUCUGUUGCAGUUCCAUACAGAUGCUAAUAAUUUGACAUUUACGUUUGUUCCUGAAGACCGUGCAACGCACUUGAACCUCUCGGCCUUCUGAGCAUCGAGCCAUUCCAAAUCAGUGACCCUCAGUUUUUAUUUGGGAAUUAAUAAUUCAAUCUGCUGCUGCUGUUGGUAGUUUUGGGUUGUUUUAUAAGGAGUAAUUCUUAUUGAGAAACAAAAGCCAUUGUCUUGACAUAUACAAAAGGAGUUGUGAUUUAUUCAUACCAUAAAGAUCAGUUUCAACAACAUAUAAAGAAGCUAAACAAAUGUAUAAAUUUUAAUGGUUUCUGCAGUUCAUAAGAUAUUUUACAGUUUAUUUUAUUUCUGAUAAGACAAACAUUCAGUUAUGAGAAAUUCAGCUGUGUGCGCUUAUGUUACCAUGCAUUCUUGCCAGAUAUAAGUUCUAGUAGACACUAAUGUUAUAGACUAGACUCAUAGUGUUAAUAUUGUAAUAAUAUUCGUAUACUUGCUUCAGAACUUAAGAAAGAAAAUCAGGUAUUGCAGUUUGUGCUGUUUUAAUGCAUACAAAAUGACAAAAGAAAUGGGUGUUCACUGCUACUGUAUGUUAAUAUGCAAGACAGUCGCAAAUAAUGGUACACUAUAAUUCAUUGACAAAUGCAUAGCUUAUUUAAAACAGGUUACUUUUUAUGGGAUUCUUGUUGUUAGUAUAUAGCAACAUAGUAAAAUACAUUAUAAUUAUUUAAGAUCAUUGAGUUGAAAUAAAUUACUUUACACUGUAA